Dipodomys spectabilis (banner-tailed kangaroo rat) is the source of this 1691-nucleotide messenger RNA. It is a transcript of the gene Gabrb2, whose product is annotated as gamma-aminobutyric acid type A receptor subunit beta2. The record is from RefSeq and is a predicted model, not a curated record. Gene Ontology annotation, cellular component: membrane; GABA-A receptor complex; synapse. Gene Ontology annotation, molecular function: GABA-A receptor activity; extracellular ligand-gated monoatomic ion channel activity; neurotransmitter receptor activity. Lineage: Eukaryota; Metazoa; Chordata; Mammalia; Rodentia; Heteromyidae. The transcript has 9 exons. Gene Ontology annotation, biological process: chemical synaptic transmission; monoatomic ion transmembrane transport; regulation of membrane potential. The coding region runs from base 9 to 1427 and encodes 472 amino acids.
CCGCAGGGAUGUGGAGAGCCCGGCGCGGCCGCGGCGUCUGGCCGCUGCCGCUGCUCCUGGCCGCCGCGUGCGCGCAGAGCGUCAAUGACCCGAGUAACAUGUCGCUGGUGAAGGAGACGGUGGACAGGCUCCUGAAGGGCUACGACAUCCGUCUCAGACCCGAUUUUGGAGGACCCCCCGUGGCUGUGGGGAUGAACAUUGACAUCGCCAGCAUAGAUAUGGUCUCGGAAGUCAACAUGGAUUACACCUUGACCAUGUACUUCCAGCAAGCCUGGAGGGACAAGCGGCUGUCCUACAACGUGAUACCCUUGAACUUGACCUUGGACAACAGAGUGGCAGACCAGCUGUGGGUGCCCGACACUUACUUCCUGAACGACAAGAAGUCGUUCGUCCACGGCGUGACGGUAAAGAACCGCAUGAUCCGCCUGCACCCGGACGGCACGGUCCUGUACGGCCUCAGAAUCACAACCACGGCUGCCUGUAUGAUGGACCUGAGACGGUACCCACUGGACGAACAAAACUGCACGCUGGAAAUCGAGAGCUAUGGGUACACCACCGAUGACAUUGAGUUUUACUGGCGAGGCGAUGACAACGCCGUCACCGGCGUCACGAAGAUCGAGCUCCCGCAGUUCUCCAUCGUGGACUACAAGCUCAUCACCAAGAAGGUGGUGUUCUCCACGGGUUCCUAUCCCAGACUGUCCCUCAGCUUUAAACUGAAGAGAAAUAUCGGCUACUUCAUCCUGCAAACGUACAUGCCCUCCAUCCUGAUCACCAUUCUCUCCUGGGUCUCCUUCUGGAUUAAUUACGAUGCCUCAGCAGCUCGCGUGGCAUUAGGAAUCACAACUGUCCUUACAAUGACCACCAUCAAUACCCACCUCCGGGAAACCCUCCCUAAAAUCCCCUAUGUGAAGGCCAUUGACAUGUACCUCAUGGGGUGCUUUGUCUUCGUGUUCAUGGCCCUGCUGGAGUAUGCGCUGGUCAACUACAUCUUCUUCGGGAGAGGACCCCAACGCCAGAAGAAAGCAGCCGAGAAGGCUGCCAGUGCCAACAAUGAGAAGAUGCGCCUGGACGUCAACAAGAUGGACCCUCAUGAGAACAUCCUACUGAGCACCCUUGAGAUCAAAAACGAGAUGGCCACCUCCGACGCGGUGAUGGGCCUGGGGGACCCCCGGAGCACCAUGCUGGCCUACGACGCCUCCAGCAUCCAGUACCGGAAAGCCGGCCUGCCCAGACACAGUUUUGGCCGGAACGCGUUGGAGCGACACGUGGCGCAGAAGAAGAGCCGGCUGCGGCGACGGGCCUCCCAGCUGAAGAUCACCAUCCCCGACUUGACUGAUGUGAACGCCAUCGACCGGUGGUCCCGCAUCUUCUUCCCCGUGGUUUUUUCCUUCUUCAACAUCGUCUACUGGCUUUAUUACGUGAACUAAAACAUGGCCUUCCCCCGCCACCACCCCCCUGGGAAGCAAAGACUAGAUCCCUCCUCACCACAGUUGUACAGACUGACAUAGGACUUGGAAAACACACCAAUCCAGGACAACAAUGAUGCAAAAAUACCUUAGUUGCUGGCCUCUCCCGUGGUCCAUUCCAUAACCAUCCGGGUUGCUUCCGCUAAGUGACGGACAGGUCCCUGAGGUUUUCCACUUGCAAACACAAGGGAUCGGUGCCUCCGCUGGCCAGAGUGAGCCAGAAGG